Molecule: messenger RNA, 3378 nt
Organism: Etheostoma cragini (Arkansas darter)
Lineage: Eukaryota; Metazoa; Chordata; Actinopteri; Perciformes; Percidae
Gene: nap1l4a
Product: nucleosome assembly protein 1-like 4a
Exons: 15
Coding region: 268-1311 (347 amino acids)
Biological process (GO): nucleosome assembly
Cellular component (GO): nucleus; chromatin
Molecular function (GO): chromatin binding; histone binding
Source: RefSeq, a predicted model, not a curated record
AGCGAGUUGUUAUUUCAUAGGAUAGCGAAGGCAGGUCCCACCUUACUCUGCCUCUGAUUGGCGUACACUAACAUUUAUACUAGACCUAACCAAUCCCACACAUCUUGCCGAAACCUACCCAACCCAACCAGAGCAGACAACGGAAGAGUAGGGCGGGUCAAGCCGUCUCCAUGUGCCUUCACCACCCUAGGAAAAGAAUUGUCGAGAGGAAAAAGACCAGCUAUAAUUCCGCUCAGAUAGAGAGGGGGAAGGAGCUGCCACUCUAUAAUGGACGCCAAUAAAGGUAAAGGGGAUCAAGGGACGCAGAAUCCAGGUGGGCAGAUGGACAGGCCUGUCAGCUUCCACUUCAUGGAAAGCAUGCUUCCUAAAGUAGUGAAGAGGCGAGUGCAUGCCUUGAAAAGGCUACAGGUGCAGUGUGCCAACAUAGAGGCUAAAUUCUACGAGGAGGUCCAUGAGCUAGAGAGGAAGUACGCCGCUCUCUAUCAGCCACUGUUUGACAAGAGAAGAGAUAUUGUCACCGGAACAGCGGAACCCACAGACGAAGAGUGCGAGUGGCACAGUGACAGAGAGGAAGAGGAGCAGCUAGCUGAGGAGGUAAAGGAAAAAGCUGCCAUUGAGGAUGCAAAGAAAGAGGAAUCCAUGCCAGAGGAAGACCCAAAAGGCAUUCCUGAGUUCUGGCUCACCAUAUUCAAGAGUGUGGACAUGCUCAGUGACAUGCUACAGGAACACGAUGAGCCCAUCCUAAAGCACCUGAGAGAUAUUCAAGUCAAGUUUUCUGAGCCAGGACAGCCAAUGAGUUUCACAUUAGAGUUCCACUUUGAGCCCAAUUGUUACUUCAACAAUGCAGUCCUCACUAAAGUCUACAAGAUGAAGUCAGAGCCUGAUGCUUCAGAUCCUUUCUCAUUCGAGGGGCCGGAGAUCAUUGACUGUGAAGGCUGUCAGAUUGACUGGCACAAGGGGAAGGAUGUGACUGUGAAAACUAUUAAGAAGAAGCAGAAGCAUAAAGGCCGUGGCACUGUCCGUACUGUUACCAAACAGGUCCCCAACGACUCUUUCUUCAACUUCUUUAACCCUGUCAAAGCUUCACCAGAUGGAGAAAUGGACGAAGACUCUGAGUUCACCCUAGCCACAGACUUUGAGAUUGGUCAUUUCUUUCGUGAGAGAAUAGUUCCCAGAGCAGUGCUGUAUUUCACUGGAGAGGCCCUGGAAGAUGACGAGAGCUUUGAAGAGGAGGAGCUGGAAGAGGGAGAUGAAGAGGAGCAAGAUGAGGAAGAUGACGACGAUGAUGAGGGAGACGACCCCAAGGCAUAAUCAAUCAUUCUCACCCCAUGCAAUUUCUAGAAAGAACAGCCCCAGCCUGCCGAAUGCAAACAGCAGUAACCGUGGUGAUCAGGAGGAGGUGGAGACGUGCUGUCUGUCAAAUCUGUUCUUAGCCACACAGCAAGUCCUCUUACUCUUGCAGGCUCCGCUCCUUAUGAACUUUCAUCUGAACGCAAUAGAACGCAAACCAAACUGCGUUUUUACUAUGUGCAUGACUUCUUUUUCUUUUGUCUGGCGCCCAUCUCAUCCUUUAUUUGGCUUCAUUCGUACUUUAAGCAGGAAGUGACUUGACUCUAAACUACCAUGGCAUCAGGGACAGUCUUGUUCUUUGAGGUGGAGUAGGUGACUACUGCUAGGAACCUCAGAACAUCAUCAUAUGGAAAAUAGGUAGGACAGGCAUGGAUCCCAACUUUAGUUUUCAUCAAAAAAUAAAUCAGUUACUCAGGGUUUUUUAAUGCCAAGAAGAGAAGUGCUAGGUUACCAGGAAACUGUCUGACUUAAUCUUUCACUGCGAUUGCUAAUUGUUUUUCUUUUGUUUUGGUGUUUUUAAAGAGGCACACAAUGGAUCAUUUUGAAUUUCAUUUACUUUUUUUUUAAAUGUUCAUUGUCAUGUCAUUGGACUAUUUAUUCUGGUUUCAUGCAGCUGUCUAUGUGUGGUGCAUUUUGGGAACUCUGCUGCAGUCAUAGGCUCAUUUUCAUUGGUUUAAUGGUCAUCAGCAAUGUGAAUACCGCCGAGUCAUGUUUUUUUUUUUUUUUUUUUUACUGUCGAAAUUAAGACAUGUGUUCUGCAUUAAUGCUGCUCACUUCUGCUCAGAUCUGUUGGGCUUAACAAGCAAUUCAACUGAACACGUACACUAGUUAACAUAAUGUGGCAGAAAUGUGGUUAAACCUCAAAACUGUCAUGUAUAGCUCUUCCCUGUCUGCCUCAAUCACCCCUUUUUGAAUAAUGAUGACAAUUUGACCAAUUUAAGAAAACCAGAAGGGCUGUCCUCGACUAAAGAAAUGCUUAGUUGACUAACACUUGCAUAAUUUAAUCGACAGAGCUGUGCGCUUGGAGAGGUGGUUAAGACUAGAAAAGCACAAUAUAAAUGUAGUUCAUUAACUAUCUGUAAAACUGAGUUUCUACACAAUUAAUCCUGCAAAACCCCCACUUUAAAUCUUGCGCUCACCAGAAAUGUGCUCAUAAGUUUCUUGAAACUGAGGAACUAAGCACGAAUAAGCAUAAAGAAUGACUUAUCAACUAAAGAAAUCUUAGUCGAGUAAGACCAAAAGGACAGAUUAGUCGACUAUGAGGGGACAGCCCUAAAAACCAGACCAUUGAAAACACAAUUCUCUCUCUUCUCUCCUCUUGGGUUAAUCUCAGUUUGUCAGAUUCACAUACCCCAAGCAUUUCAUCCAGUCUGGUGAUUAUCUCCGUUAAAGAUACCACAUUCAACCAGACAGAGUGGCAGAGUCGCGAUCUUUACUGGUUGUCAUCACUUCUGGUAUGCAUCCAGUUCUUACCAAAUGUCAUUUACAGUCAGCGAUGAGACCGGGUGCAGGAUGUUUGGAUCACGUGUAAAAUUCUGUUGCCGAGAAGCCAAAAUGAAAGUCAAAACACACCGUCCUCUUUUAUUCAAUUGUUUGCCAAUUGUCAUUAACACAGUGUAAUCUAAUUCAGCGUUUAAAUUUGUUUGAGAAUAUAUCAAUAUUUCUGUUAUUGUCUAAAGAUUCGGUAGAAUGUCUGUGGAAACAAAUAGAGGUUGCCAAUGUAUUUUAUAUACUGCCAUUGGAUUUCGCUGUAUUGGUUGGACACCUUUGCCAAGUCACUGGACAGCGAGAGCAAUUGCUGCGAAAAAUGAUACCCAGCCCUUUUCUCUCUUUUUAAAAAGAACGAUUGUACAUCUUGUUGGACAGAUCUCUCCGAGCCACGGUUGACAUGUUCAAAUCAGCCACAUUGGACCGUGUGCUAGAAAUGGCCUUAACUGGUUCUUAUUCACAAUUUGUUACUUGCGCAAUAUUUCUUUUCAAUUUGUACAGAGUUAGUUAAAAUAUUCUAUUAAAGUUGUGCGACAUGGA